Saccoglossus kowalevskii is the source of this 1173-nucleotide messenger RNA. RefSeq names its product ARL14 effector protein-like. NCBI's taxonomy places the organism in Eukaryota, Metazoa, Hemichordata, Enteropneusta, Harrimaniidae. The record is from RefSeq and is a predicted model, not a curated record. Gene Ontology annotation, cellular component: intracellular membrane-bounded organelle.
AUGGCGGACAAAAACUUGAAUGAACGAAUGGCAGUUGUCGGAACUGAACUUGAUACCGGCAAUGAGACGCAAGGAUUGGGAGACAAUAUAAAUAUUUACAGCUCUACGUCCACAGAUAUGAGUCGUGGGCUGUCUUCCAAUGUGAAUAUCUCUGAUGACGGUGAGCUACGCGAUCGAACAAUAUGUUCCUUCUCUGCACUGUGUGGCACGGCAUGUGGACCAGACCCUCUCAUUAACAUAACACAAGGGAACAACGAUAAAUUUGAAAUCGUUCCUUUGAAGACUUGCAACAGGGACGUGUACUCUCAUUUACGCAAGUUGCAUUCUGGGGGAGUCACUUCAGAAGUGGAGUUAAUUCUAGCUCGUAUAGGUUUAUUUGGUAGAAAUCACAGUGAAUUAGAACGUAUGUCAAUAUGUCCACUACAUCGUGCAAAGCUUGGGGUUGGCUGGCGACCAAGAUCAACCUAUUGCUGUGUACCACUGGAACUGUCAGGUCACAAGUCGUCUACAAUGAAAGGUGAAAAUGACAGAAGCAUAACUAGAAACCAGUCAAUGAAGAUACUGGAAGAGACUGAUAUGAUUAUUCCUCUUGGAUCCUCUAUUUGUAAAGGUUGCCGGAAUAAGCUUUCUCUCCAAGCCUCCUUGGAGAAGUUAACGGCUACAGCCGAGGAGGAAAAACAUUCAACUCAAAGGUUACUACGAAGUCUGCAGUUCAAGAAUCCAGGACCUUUGUCCUACUCAUUUGCGUCAUUUGACCCGGAAACUAGUGAACGAGAAAUGAGGAAAUUACGACGAGUCAUGCAUAGUGAAAAUCCAUCCAGACAAAAACCAAAAAAAAGUACACUAUAUGAUGAAGCUGGUUUACUGAUAGAAGAUGGCAGAGACCUUUGUGAUUGUUUGGAUGAUCUUUGUCCUGGUUGUCACUAUCCAUGUCCCAAGUGUGGAUCUGAGAAAUGUGGAGGAGAAUGCAGAUGUAAUCGGCGAUGGAUAUAUGAACAGAUUGAAGUUGAAGGUUCCGGAGAGAUCAUCAAAUUUAACUAUAAUCCUAAAAUGACAUAAUACUGUGUCACACUACAUAUCGAAAUAUGAUACUAUGUAUUAAGACUCAUUAAUAUGUAGCAAGAUUUGGUGUUACUUCUGUUAAUGUGUAUCAAAACUUUAUACUAUUUAUUU